AUGACUCUUGAAGACCCGGUUGGUUUAGUACUAAAUGUUCGUCAUUUCCCUCCAUCGUUAUAUUGCGUUUAUGCGAUAUGUGUAUUUUAUUACGUGGCUGUAUUCCCAUUUAUAGCUGCCGCGCAACUCUUUUUUGAGUCAAAAUACAAUUUAUCUCCUCAGUGGGCAAACGCUUGCAAUAGUUUAGUAUACUUUAUGUCAGCUAUUUUAUCACCAUUGCUUGGCUAUAUUGUUGAUCGUACUGGAAGAAAUAUUUACUGGCUUAUUGGCAGUAUUAUGGCAACAAUAUUAGCUCAUGCAUUAUUAGCAUUUGUAUUUAUCCAUCCCAUUGUGCCAUUAGUUAUUAUGGGUAUUGCCUAUUCAAUUUUGGCUGCAUCAUUGUGGCCAAUGGUUGCAUUUCUCGUACCAAAACAAUUAUUAGGUACAGCAUACGGUCUUAUGCAGGCAAUACAAAACCUUGGUCUUGCUGUUAUGAAUAUUUUUACUGGUCUCAUAUUGGAUUCAUACGGCUAUUUUUUAUUGGAAAUAUUUUUUAUUGUUUCUCUGGAAAUUGCAUUAUUAGCUGCCGCCUUUUUAUAUAUAUGGAAUUCAAUCAAAGGUGGAGUAUUAAAUGAUAGUACAAGUGUGCGAGGUAAACGAUUAGAAGAAAUUCAAUCAAAACGUGUGUCAUCACGAAGCGUAAAUUCGACAAUUAAUGCGCUUGUUAGUACAACGAGUGACGACGAUCAAACGAUCGAGACCUAA
Didymodactylos carnosus is the source of this 744-nucleotide messenger RNA. The record is from the annotation of a GenBank genome assembly. NCBI's taxonomy places the organism in Eukaryota, Metazoa, Rotifera, Eurotatoria, Philodinida, Philodinidae.